ACAGUGUGUACUCGCAAGACAAAAGCCCUCGCAAAACCUAAGAAGCUUUCGAACCGAAGUGAAGCGAAGUGCAAAGACUGAGACAGAGACAGAGAGACAAAGAGGCCAUGACGCAAGACGAUGGUAAGAGGAGGAAGAAGCCGAACAUACUAGUGACGGGAACACCAGGGACUGGCAAAACGACGACGUCCUCGGCCUUAGCAGAUGCUACCCAGCUCCGCCACAUCAACGUUGGAGAUUUGGUCAAGGAGAAGAACCUCCACGAGGGUUGGGACGAACAGCUUGAUUGCUACGUCAUCAACGAAGACCUCGUAUGCGAUGAGCUAGAGGAUUUGAUGGAAGGAGGAGGGAACAUAGUGGACUACCACGGUUCCGAUUUCUUUCCCCAAAGAUGGUUCGAUCUUGUGGUUGUGCUUCAGACCGACAAUUCUGUGCUUUAUGAUCGCUUGAGCAACAGAGGGUACUCGGAAUCGAAGCUUUCUAACAAUAUAGAAUGCGAAAUAUUUGGCGUUCUGCUGGAGGAGGCAAAAGAAAGCUAUGCUGAGGAUAUUGUGGUGGCAUUGAAGAGUGAUAACAUUGAAGACAUUUCAAAAAAUGUGUCUAAUUUGAGUGAUUGGGUGAGAAAUUGGCAACACCCACCUGCCUAGUGUUUUUUUUUUUCUUUUGUAUUUUUUGGUAGUGUUAUGUUAACCAUGGGGGGCAUUAUCUGUAUAACAACAAUGCUUGUUGAAACUCUGUUUUUGGGUAGAAAUUGUUAAUGGAAGAACCUUUUUUUAGUUUUGGGUACUGAUUUAAGAAGUCUGUUUUAAUUUUAAUUUUUGUUUUUAUUUAUUUAUUGUGCUCAACAAUGCUUGUUGAAACUCUGUUUUUGGGUAGAAAUUGUUAAUGGAAGAACUUUUUUAGUUUUGGGAACUGA
Molecule: messenger RNA, 916 nt
Organism: Ziziphus jujuba (common jujube)
Lineage: Eukaryota; Viridiplantae; Streptophyta; Magnoliopsida; Rosales; Rhamnaceae
Product: adenylate kinase isoenzyme 6 homolog
Exons: 3
Coding region: 108-647 (179 amino acids)
Cellular component (GO): cytoplasm; nucleus
Molecular function (GO): AMP kinase activity; ATP binding; ATP hydrolysis activity
Source: RefSeq, a predicted model, not a curated record